This is a messenger RNA of Drosophila takahashii, 474 nucleotides long. RefSeq names its product dynein regulatory complex protein 8. NCBI's taxonomy places the organism in Eukaryota, Metazoa, Arthropoda, Insecta, Diptera, Drosophilidae. Gene Ontology annotation, molecular function: calcium ion binding. The record is from RefSeq and is a predicted model, not a curated record.
UUCAACAUGGAUAUGGAUUUAAAUAACGACUUGGAGAAACGCAUUUCGGAUGCCUUCUGUGUGUUUGAUCACCAUGGCGAAAAGUUCAUAGACGUCCGAGAAGUGGGCACGGUCCUCAGACUUCUCGGCUGUGUACCCACCGAGGAGGAGGUGAACGAAGUAAUCUCGGCAACCGAAUCCGAGGAGACCAGUGGCGAAGUGCAUUUGACCAAAUUUUUGCCACACGUCUCGCAGUUGCUCAUGGAACGAAAAAUGGAACCCGCUCCACCAGAGAAAAUUCUGCAGGCCUUUAAGAUCUUGGAUCCGGAAAACAAGGGGUAUCUGACAAAGGAGAGUUUUGGAAAACUGAUGAUGGAGGAGGGUGAGCCGUUCACCCAGGAGGAAAUGGAUGAGAUGUGGCCGGUGGCCAUAGAUCCCAUCAGUGGAAACAUACCAUAUGAGUUCUACUUGAACCAGCUGAUGGUCUAUCUGUAG